Cotesia congregata is the source of this 219-nucleotide messenger RNA. Lineage: Eukaryota; Metazoa; Arthropoda; Insecta; Hymenoptera; Braconidae. The record is from the annotation of a GenBank genome assembly.
AUGCGUCGAAUUCCUUUCUCAGCAUCUGUCAUUUUCAUCAAUCCCGGAAGAAGAGUAUGUGCGAAGCGAAACGCCGCUGAAGCAAAAUUAUUAGCAAUUGCUGGAUCACCUCCAGAAGAUUCGCGCCCUCGCGUCUCCGGACAAGAAACAAUAUCUCCCACGCUUGUUCUCAACUUCUCUGUUGCAGCCGUCGUUGAAGUCCGUGCUUUGAGGCAAUAA